AUGAGCAGUGUAAUGAAGGGCGUUAUUGUUCUGAGAUUAUUUGCAUUCCUGGUGAUAUCCUUGGCUGCUUGGUAUUUGGGAUACUUUGCUGCUGUUAAUGUACCCCAAAAUGCAAUAUCCAUUGAAGCACUUCAAGAGAUUGGAAAGAAACCAGUAUUGAGGGCCCCAGCCCCCAAAAGGCAGAAGUGUGACCACUGGUCUCCCUGCUCACCAGGGAGCUUCGCCUAUCGCAUCCUCAGUGGUGGUGGCAAAGAGAGGAAAGCUAAAAUUUGUUUUGAGGAUGAGCAGCUUAUAACUGAAUGGAAUGAUGACACUGAAAGUGGUAUAAACGUUGCCAUUGUGAAUUAUAAAACAGGAAAACUCAAGUCAACAAAUUUUUUUGAAAUGUGGGGAAAAGACCAGUCAAAUGAGAUGAUGAAUUUCAUCAGGAAUGCACCAGAAGGGUCCCUCAUUCUGAUGGCCACCCACGAUGAUGGGAGCACCAGGUUGAAAGACGACGCCAAAAAUUUAAUAGAAGAACUGGGAAGUAAAGAAAUCAAGAAUAUAAAGUUCAGAUCAAGCUGGGUUUUUAUAGCUGCCAAAGGCUUCAAGCUGCCAGAUAAUAUCCAAAAAGAAAAGAUAAACCACUCUGACCAGACAAAGAACAGAUACAAAGGCUGGCCAGCUGAAAUUCAAAUAGAAGGCUGUAUCCCAAGAAACCUGAUCUGAACAAAUGCAUACCUCAUUAAUAAAGAAAAUUUUAUAUUUUUAUAUCUAUGAGUCUAUUAAAUUGCCUCCAGAACUCAAUAAGCAUCUGAACAUCAAUUGUAAAACAGGUCAAAUACACCAUUUUUAACCUA
Molecule: messenger RNA, 839 nt
Organism: Sturnus vulgaris (Common starling)
Lineage: Eukaryota; Metazoa; Chordata; Aves; Passeriformes; Sturnidae
Source: RefSeq, a predicted model, not a curated record